Olea europaea var. sylvestris is the source of this 2347-nucleotide messenger RNA. RefSeq lists its product as uncharacterized. Lineage: Eukaryota; Viridiplantae; Streptophyta; Magnoliopsida; Lamiales; Oleaceae. The transcript has 3 exons. The record is from RefSeq and is a predicted model, not a curated record. Bases 93 to 509 code for a protein of 138 amino acids. Gene Ontology annotation, molecular function: hydrolase activity.
UCCCGUUUAAGAAAAAUUCGCCAACUAAAGCUUUUGAACUCAGAUACGAUUUUGAGCUCAGAAUUCAGAAAAUCCUGGGCCAUUGCAUUCCAAUGGAAACUGCUUUCCGUCCAAUUUCAUACACUAUCCUCUUUUGCGGCACAAAAAACAGUAAUAAAUUGCACUAUCAAGUGCCCGCUAAAUAUCUCAGUACUAGUUCUCUACCUUCACUCUCUCUCACUUUUCCCAGUAAGUAUGCCAUCGAUUUUGGGAGGAAAACCAAAAGGAGGUUGCGGUUUAAUGGGUUCAUUAGUGCCUCUUCCAGCAGCUUUGAACGAGACCCAUCUCAGCAACUCGCCGUUCUUCUUGAAGUUGAAGGGGUUCUAAUGGAUGUCUAUCGCUUGGGCAAUCGCCAAGCCUUCAAUGUAGCUUUUCGAAAGCUGGGAUUAGACUGUGCAAAUUGGACUGAACCGGUCUAUCUAGACCUUGGAAGGUAUGAUGUUUUAUCAAUUAUCCAUGCAUGUAGUUGACUUUAGAUAUUUGUGUUUUUGAGGCUUUAUUGCUCAUUAUUCAAAAUUCAGUUUGAUGUAAUUUUUCUCUUUUCAUUAGAAUGGAUAAAACAAGAACACGUGUAGUUAGUGUAAACUGAGAUAAAUUAAAGGAAUGCACUAGUUGGGGCAUAUUGUGUGUAUACCUAAAGAGCGCUCAUCAAGAAGAGUUGACGAAUAUCGAUUAUUGUGGUUACACUGUAUCUGUUUUUGCUGGAUCUUUCAAUUGAUAUAAGAUUGGAUUAAACAGAGUGGCGAAAAAUAAUUUAUGCAGCUGCCUUUUUUUUGGGGCAGUUGCAUUCUUGUCCUUCUCAAUCAAAGUGACGCCUAAAAUAUUGACUUUCUCUGCCCUUGUAAAGUCAUGGCUCCAGAAUUCACUUCAUUUGAAAGAACCACGGAAAAAUGUAAAAGAUAUCCGCUGAAUGAUUGAAGUAGUAAUGCUUUUAUUCCAAUAAUUAAAUUUGGAAACCUUUUCAGUUGUUUCUUCUUGUUUUGGUUUGAGUGUAAAGGAUCAGGAAUAAAUUUAUUUUACCCAUCUCUUUUACUGAAAGAGGAUGGAAGAAAAACGAGAAAAGAAAGAACUAGUAUAUAAAUGAAGAAACAAGUAGAAUUUGACAGCAUAAAAGAAAUCCAGGCUAGAAAUCAAUGAGAUAAUAAGUCAUUAUAUCGUGUACAACUUUAUAUUCUUCUCCAAAAUCUAAUUACAUUCAUGUUUGGUGCUUUUCCUCUUCCUUUACCUGGCUACAAGUUGUGGGUAAAUAAAUGUAAUAAUUGCUGCAUUUUAUAUUUUGCCUUUAAACUCUCUCCACCAUUUUUAGGGCCUGUUUGAGCCCCAUUUUGGUGUAAAAUGCAUUUUGAUGCAGGAUGAGGAAUGAUUCUUGAAGAAUAAUUAGAACUAGCAAAAUAGCACAACUAGUAAGUAGAAUUCCAGCGAGAAAAAGAAGAAGGCAGCAAGAAGGGGGAAAGGGCCGGAGAGAAAGGGGGGAGAAAACCAGAGAAGAAGUAGAAAUUAGGGGAAAUGGGAGAAGGAGGAAACCAUAGGCAACAACCCAAGUAUUCUAUUCUUUAAUUCAUCAACUGUCUCAAAUACGCAACAAAACAGAAAUAAAUAACAAAACAAAAACUCUAAAGAGAAGGGUUUGGGCCAAACCCGCUUAACAAGCCCAAUAACAGAAAUAUAACUAAUAGUCCAAAUAGAAAAUAAAUAGUAAAUAGAUGUCCGCAUCAACUCUCUCGGGGUGGGAGAAAAACUCGACCCCGUCGAGUGGAUAAAUCAAAAUGUUGCAAUGAAUCUGAUGCUAAAGGCUCCAAGUCAUGUCAUGGGGGACGAUCUUUCUGACGAACCAAAUAUCAAAAUUCCACAAAUGAUGACAAUGCCAAUUGCAAAUUACUAGCAAAAACAUGAGCUGACCAAGAUAACUUAGGCGAAUGAGAAUUUUGCUGACUCUUAUAAAGUUCCAAUAAAUUUGGCUCACGCCGCUGAAAUCUCUUUUUGGGAAUCCAUGUACCGUCAGAAUCAAGUCGAUCCAUCCAACGAACAAGAAAGCACUAAAUCUCUCUAUCAUUGGUCAACACAAGCUGUUCAUCCAAAAUAACAUCAAUUUUAUUUUUGUGUGCUGUGAUAGGUGGGAUUGAAGCAAACAUGGCAAAAGAUUCAGUGUGGGAAUUCUCAUGUGGGAGUAGAAACGGGUCAUCAGAGGGGCUAAAAUAGCCGUUGUAAGCAUUGAAGUCCGUAACAAAUAAAAUAGGGUGGUGGUCAUAAUGUGAUAAAAGGUCAUUGACAUAGGCAUUUUGACCAACAUGCUUUGAAAUUUUAAAAA